Messenger RNA from Epinephelus fuscoguttatus (brown-marbled grouper), 3089 nucleotides. RefSeq names its product interactor of little elongator complex ELL subunit 2 (gene ice2). The record is from RefSeq and is a predicted model, not a curated record. Bases 1 to 2883 code for a protein of 960 amino acids. NCBI's taxonomy places the organism in Eukaryota, Metazoa, Chordata, Actinopteri, Perciformes, Serranidae. The transcript is spliced from 15 exons. Gene Ontology annotation, cellular component: transcription elongation factor complex. Gene Ontology annotation, biological process: snRNA transcription by RNA polymerase III; snRNA transcription by RNA polymerase II; positive regulation of transcription by RNA polymerase III.
AUGUCAACACAAUUUCACCAGACGAAGAAUGCCAUCUGUCAAACGUUUGCUAGCAGGCUAGCUAACCACUAUAUUUACUGUAGCUUCAAUGUUGUCAUUCGUGUGGACCGCUUAGUGGUGACCAUAAUGGAGCUGGUGUGGGAGGACCCCCCAGUCCCUGAGGCUCCUUUCUUUACCAGAGACCUCUAUGACAAAUACUCACUUGCUCCUAAUAUCAGAGAACUAUGGGCCUCUCUCCAAAGUCCUGUAGAGAACAUAAAACAGGGCUGUGAUGUUGGCGCUGCAAAAGCCUCCUGCCCUCCCUCCACAAAAGAAACCGCAGACUUUAAAGACAACAGUUGCAUCAGCAAGGACGAGUCCUGUUGGGACAGCUGUGAUAGUGAUGAUCCGAGUGCAGGCAAUGCUGCUGGAGGUGCAGAGGAAUGUAAGAGUACAAAAAGAUCAAGAGUAAAUCUGAAGCAGGUUGACAAUGUGGCAAGUGCUGCUUAUCCUGAACCCAGACUGCCUUACCCGUGUAUGUCCAGCCUGUCCAGCAAAGACCAGCAGACGUAUCUUGGCAUUUUGAUGAGCAAGAAACCAAGGGAUCCUCCACAGAACUUACAGGCACGAGUAAACAAUGAAGUGAUGCAGUUCACGAGGUACCUUCAAGAUGUGGCCAAAAUAUGUGCUGAUGACUACAACUUCAUAUCACAGGGAGCUAUGCAAUAUUCAGAGGAGUUCUUUAGAGCAUGUUUGGAGCACAUUAAAACAUUUCCUGAAGUCUACCAGAUCCAUGAGAUGACAAGUUUGACAGGGGGAACGUUCAACCCAGGGCUGACGCUGACCUUUGAGAAACAGCUGCUCAUCAUGGGCAAUGUGGAUAUUACCCUCCACAAGAUAGCGCCUGCUGAUGCACAGCUUGCAUCGGAUUAUCAGAGUGUUUCAUCAGAGAAUCCUCCAGCUAAAAAAGCCAAGGACAUGCACGCUGCAGUCAGCAGUGACAGUAAUGCCAAGAGCCUGUGUGCACGGUAUGAGCCUCACGUGUGUCUGACUCGAGAUGCUCUGGUCAGGCUGCUGGACAACCAUGGCCCUGACUUUGGAGAGCAGUGGGAGCUUCCUGUUCUGGUCGAAUUAAACCCAGGAAAAGGCAGCAGUCAGAAGAAGACUGUGUACAUAGACUCACCCCUUCUGAGGACUGAAAUGACAGUUAGAGAGAGGAGUCACAUCUACCAUGAGGAGAGUUUGAAGCUUUCCAUCAACAAGAAUGGAAGCAGAAAUGUGUUCCAUUUAGUGACAGAGCUUCCUGUAGAUGAGCAGCAAAACUCGCCGUUAAAACGGGAGAGCUCACAAAGAAAGUUGGAGCCUUUUGAAGACAAUGGUCUUGACUUUGAGGUGGACCUCACUGACCUGGAGACUUUUGGAGAGACAUGUAGUAAAAGUAAAAAACCUUCUCAGGCUUUAUGUAAAACUAAAAGGUCUAGUGAGCAUCUUGUAAACACUAGCAUCAGUUCACAAGAAGAAGUGAGCGCCUCACUGACAGAUGCAGAUGAUGCUGUAGCAGAGGAGACAAAGGCCAUUGCACCAAAAACUGAACAGAGUGACGAAGACAUACCUUUUCUAGGAGACUCAGAUGAGGAAAAGCUGGUCAUUGAUGACUCUCCGGCCAAAACACCUACAAAACCACUUAAGCCUAACACCACACAACACUCUACAGACGCCCAGACACCUGUAAAUCCAGAGUUAUCUUCCCCUCAAAAAGUCACAAAGCAGAGGCGACAGUCCAAAAGAGCAAAGGUAUCUGGCGACCAGCUGGGUGACAUCCUGGCUAUGCAGACAGCCAUGUUCAGCUCUGCCAGUGACACAGCCAAAUGCUCCACUACAUCCCAGGAGACCAGUUCACCCAUGCAAGGUACAGGACCCUCAGGUCGCUCCCAUCCAGUGUCUCUGGUUAAGCCCUGUGUGUCCUCAUAUUUGGAGAGAAGCCAGAACCAGACUGGAGAGACCUGCGCUGUAGCACAUGAAUCUGCACCAGUGAUCAACAUUAAUACUACAGAGCACAAAAAAAUACUGUCACAGGACCUGCAGGCUGGUGCGGAAGAUGAACAAGAUUACAAAGCUCCAGAGGAAGGCAACCUGCUCUACAAGCUCUACAGUCUGCAGGAUGUGUUGAUCAUGGUGCGCAGCUCUGUCUCACUGACCCAUACAGGAAAAGUAGGCCCGAACAACCAAAAUGAGUUUGUGCCAGUGCAUGUCUUACCCAAGCUGGAAUACCAGUUGAGUUAUGGGGUUGAGUGCCUAAGCAGUACUGAGGCUUGCCGGCUAUGGACAGAGACAUUGCUCCACUCCAGCACUGUAUCCUACAUCGCUCACAUCAAUGCGCACACAUCAAAAGUAGCUCUGCUGCGGAAGCUGCGUGGCGACUGGAAACAGAACAUCUCCUGUGGGUUCAAGCCAUCCAAGUCACUGAAUAUACUGCACCACCUACUGAAAAAGCUAACUGGGUUAGAAGAAGGACAGUACCUGAUUGCGCACAAGGCAGGGGAACCAUUUGUGACCUUAUUAAAAGCAGCUAAUGGGAAAGUAAGUCGAGGGGCAUACAACCUGCAGCAGGUCCACAGCUCCGUCCCAAAGCCCCCAGCCUCCAGCCUUGUGCCCUGGAUACCUGUUGAUCCAGCCGUGUGCCUGCCCUUCCACAAGAAACACGGCCGUGUCCCCUGCACUUUCCCACCACAACCCUACAUUAAGACAGCGAAAGAUGGGUCAGCGCAGUCCAACAGCCAUGGAGCCGGGCAGUCGGAAAACAACUCGAAUGCAGGAGGCAACAAGAAGAAGAAGAAGCAGCAAAAGAAACGCGCAGCCAGGCGUCGCAAAUAUAUUAAAACGUUAAUUCAGAAAUCCAUUUAAAAUCCCAUAUCAUAUGAUUUAAUGUCAUGUCAUUUCAUAUCAGGUCAGUCAGAUGAAUACAUUAUGACCUGUGAAGACUGAAGCACUUUGACAGUAUCAAAAUCCGUGUCUUAUAUUUGUGUUUUGUUCAGAGAUCUUUUUGCAUCUAUUUUUUUUAAUUGUAAUUUUUUGUAGAAUAGAUGAACAAUAAACUUUGUCUACAUAUU